Ornithorhynchus anatinus (platypus) is the source of this 2147-nucleotide messenger RNA. RefSeq lists its product as uncharacterized. The record is from RefSeq and is a predicted model, not a curated record. Bases 206 to 1504 code for a protein of 432 amino acids. Lineage: Eukaryota; Metazoa; Chordata; Mammalia; Monotremata; Ornithorhynchidae. The transcript is spliced from 11 exons.
UUUAAGCAAGCUUCCGGUGGGAAGGAUUCAGUAGAGUUUUCUCUGUGAGCCAGUUCUUAUAUACUGUUGAGAGGUUUUGUUGUACUGGGGUUUUACUGGAUGGUAGUUUUUUUUCUUCUCUCUAGCAAGCAUUGACUGUUUCUUGUUGAGAGGAGGGCAGCCUGGGAGCUAGGAAGUGCUCAGUGCUGCUUCCAACCAGACAGCAAUGGCCAGGAAGUUCUGGGGUCUCUUGAGGAAAACUUUUUGCUGCCAACUGACAGAUAGUCUAUCUGAGGCUGACUUUCAGAACUUCUCUGACUUGGAAUGUGACCCACCUGAGGUGAGAUCUUACUGGACUGCUAAAGGGACCACGGCAGGAUCGCCUAAAGGACCGUGCGUAUCCGAGCUGGAGGAGUUGUACUUCCAGGACAGAUUGUGUGGUCUGCAGCAUAAAUCGAAUGAUGCCUCGAAGUACAAUCAGGAGCAGACGAUCUGGGUCUGUGACCUAGAGGACACCGUGGACUUUGAGGAGCAGCCACGUUGGCCAAGGAUGUACAGGCAGACCUCCCGGGAGCUGGAGAAGCAGAAGUCCCUGGAGGACUUGAUGAAAGAGAAGCAGAUUCUGGAAAAACAUCUGCACUGUAUGUCCCACCUCCAGCAAGAGGUUGCACUCUUACAAGACCAACUGCAAAGGACCAAAUUUCCAUCUCCACCUUACAUCUGUCCCCUGGCUACCUCUCCGUCUCGCCCCGGCUUCUGCUCCCCUGCUCCUGUGAGGCUCAACUUCUCCCAGAGAAAGUGCUCGGAAACAGUACCAGAGCUGAAAUCAACAAGGAAGGCUCUGCCAGGUGGUAUGUGCUCCCACUCCCAAGAGAGGGAAGAAGGUGAGUCCCCACCCGUGAAGGGCACUGUGAAGGAGGUGCUGGACACACUGACCAAGCUGACUUCAAAGGCGUCUACUACUGGGGCAGCAGCCAGAGAGGGCUCCACAGUCAACCUCAUAGAGGAACAGCCAGAUGGGGAGAAUCUUUCAGCAGAUGGACUUUCCUCCUCCUCCUCCAAUGACUCCAGUUUAAGCCUCACACCAGCCCUCUCCAAAUGCCAAAUGAGGAAAAUCUCCAGUCACAGUGAUCUAGCUGAUGCCCCUGCUUCCCAGGAUCUUGGCCAUGGUGAACUUGACCCACAGAGGGUGGAGGAGUCUUCUCAGGACGGCUCUGAGGAGGACCAGCAGGACAUCGGCUGGGAGAAGGCCAGUCUCACGUCAGCAGAGCUCCCUGCAUCUCAAGCCGGCAGAGCGUCAGUCAUCGGGGAAGAGGGCGGUGGCGGUACACCCACGCUGAGUAGUGAGGAAGCAGGGUCCGGAGAACAGUGCCAAGAAGCUGGUCUGACUUCUACCUUGAGCUGCUUGGCACCCAGAUCAGAAAGCAAGCACGAAGAGUCUUCUGACCUCACCGACUCCAGCAAGCCCGAAGGUCAUGCCGGUUUUGAACACUUCUCGCCCACCGCCGAAGGUGCCUUCUGCUAAAAAUGUGGUAACAGCUGGUCCAGGUAGGUAGAACGCUGCCAGGGAAAUGAGGGGCAGAAGGCAUGUGACACCAGGGACCAGUGGCAACUCAGAUGUAUCCUCCCAGAGUAGGAUGGAGGUGGGGAGGGGUUACACAGGGUAAGGGGUGCAGCUAUAGCCACAGCAGGUUCUAAUAGUAUUGUUAGAGGCUGCUGCUAGGUAGACCUCAAUGCCGAUCAAGAGGGAGAGGACUUGAACCAGGGAAGGAUAGCCAGCCUGCACUUGCAAUGUCUUAAUAGCCAGAGUUCUAAGCAAGAUUUAUCCCCACCUCCUCUUUACCAAACUUUAAAUAAUGCCCCCAGUCCAACUCAUUUUUGUGCUAGAAAGACUUUACAGAUUGCAUCUUCCCUCACUUCCUAAAUUAGCCUCAUACUUUGCAACCUCCCCCCAGCGCCACAGUCGUGCUACUGAGCAUUUUCCCAAUAAACCAGUCUAAAUAAGGGUGAGUUAGCGCUGGCCUGCUACACUUUUUCAGAACUCACCUCUGUUCCUGUCUUGACUGCUGGGAGAAGGAAGAAUAAUUCCCAGUGAUAGGAAGAGUUUGCUGCUUCUCCUAUGCCUCCAAUUUUAAUCCUGUUUCUGAAAUAAAGUAGUUGAGAACUCA